This is a messenger RNA of Amphibalanus amphitrite, 2914 nucleotides long. Its product is annotated as NADPH azoreductase-like. Gene Ontology annotation, molecular function: oxidoreductase activity; FMN binding. The transcript has 4 exons. Lineage: Eukaryota; Metazoa; Arthropoda; Thecostraca; Balanomorpha; Balanidae. Bases 1847 to 2428 code for a protein of 193 amino acids. The record is from RefSeq and is a predicted model, not a curated record. Gene Ontology annotation, cellular component: cytosol.
GACUGAGACAUGAACCUUGACAUGAACCUGGAAUUGCAAAUUUAUUGACAAAAUCAUAUAAAGAAAGUCUUCUUUUUGCAUUAUUUUUAGUUUGAAAGCAUUUUAAUUACACUAGGUUUUUAAGAUGCUGACUUUUACAUUACAGACGAUGAACAUAAUUUAAACUCAUAUUUUGCUCGUAUUGCCGGAGAAAGACUCGGAACACAGGAUGCCUGAGCAGCAGUGUCUGUAUCAGGCUCAGCGCCGUGCCAGGACUAUCCGGCAAGUGCUGUUUCAGCAGGAGCUUCGGAGGUCCCUGGGCUUUCCCAGCAGUCCUCAAAAGAUCAGCUGCUUCGGCGGACCGGUCUCGCCUCUUCCAUACACACGAUGUGCGCCGUCCUACCACCACAACCAGCGGAACUUCGUGGCCGGGAGGGACAAGGCCGGCCAGUGCAUCCCGAUGCAGCUGCGCUUCCGGCCAAAGUACACCCCACUUCCUCCGAGCAUCGCCCCUGUCUGCGGCAACGUUGGGGGCCAGUUUCCUGCCAGCCUUCCAACUGGAACAAACUUAUCCGCCUACCUGGAGUCGCCGGGCGACCCGGGCUUUCAGUCAGCUUCUCGAGACUUCUCCCGUAAUUCACAUCACCAAAAAUGUGACUACGUCGCCAACUUUCGUAAGCCGGCGAGCAUGGUGGACCCCUGUCCGUACCCGCCCCCGGAGCCGAGGAACCCUCUGCUGUGCAUCAACGACGGCCUCGUGGUCGGCUUCACCCCGGAUCACACGCUCAUCAACGAGCUCACGGAGGACGACUGUCAGAAGCUGGGCCUGUGCGGGCCACGCCGGACCCCCGACUUCUUCGUCACCUCGCCGAUCACGCUGAACGCCGUCAAGACGUCGAUCCCGGGCCUGGAGAAGGCGAUGCUGUACCCUCCGAAGCCGUGGAGGGACUCGUGUGGCGGCCGGGUGUACCACCGGCUGGCCAACAACGACUAUUUCGAGCAGUGGUGACGUCCGUUCUAUGUUUAUUUGAGUUUUGUGUUAGUCAAACAUUUGCUAAAAUACACCGAGGCCCGAGCCUCCUCUGGCAUGGUCUAAACGCUGGGUACUCCGAAGUGGUCGUUGACGGCAGUUGGGGCCGGCAGUAGUGUUGACCGUCGUCCCAUGGUUUGUUACGGCGCAUUCAGAGUACCGACGAUGCCCUGACCUUGCUAUCGACCGACCCUGGCGACGCCCAUGACACGGUCGAUAAAGACCACAGUCGGCGGCAAAAAGUACUGUUUGUUGAAGGCGUCCGGCUGCAGGCUCGGGCUGCCCGCGUUCUCCAGCAAUAGACAGGCCUUGUCCUAUUGAAUGGACUCGGCACCAUAUGUGUUAACACGGUGGCGAUAGCCAAGAUUACUUUACGACGCCCAAUACCGCAUCGCCUAACACAUGCCUGUCACCAACCGUUUCCAGUAGGAGAUGAGUCACCUUGCAUCCCUCAUGAUGACUUGUAACUUAGAGCCGCUAGCUUUUCACCCAGGCGAAGCAUGAUGCUGCGCUGCAGAACACACCUGAGGUGAUGAACCUGCCCGCGCUGAACGUUCAGAGACAGUGGUUUGGGCCAGUGUCGGGCCCGGGCUCCCACUCGACUCAUGGGAGCCGCGGCGGGUUUGUGGGGCGCGUAACCUGCAGCUCUACAGACGUCCUUGGGUCUAGCCGGCGGCCGGCGGCUCACAUCAAUAGUGACGUCCGUCGGCGGCGGCGGCAGCGUUACCCGCGUGGAGGUGUGGGCCGGACCAGAAGACGAGAGGACGGCGAGGGAGCGACUGGGACUGUCAGCACUGCCGCCGUCGUCACAAACACAGGCUGUGAGUUCCGACAGUCAUGUCGCGCAUCAUUAUGUUCCUGGGUACGACCCGUGACGGGCGCAAUGGAGAGCGUGUCGCCAAACACCUCAUCAAGCUGCUCGAGGAGAAAAACCACUCCGUCAACCUCUUCGACCCGCUGAAGAUGCCGUUCGAGCUGCUGCGGCAGCCGCUGCACUUUAUGCCGGACCAGUCGGCCGCCCCCCAGUGGCUGCGAGACGCCAACGCCGAGAUCGCGGCCGCCGACGGGUUCGUGGUGGUGACGCCCGAGUACAACUGCUCGCUGCCGCCGGCGCUGGUCAACAUGCUCGACCACUUCCCGCCGGCCUCCUUCCGACACCGGCCCGUCGGCAUCGCCUGCUACUCGCUCGGUCCGUUCGGCGGUAUGCGUGCGGCGGCGUUCGCGCGCCCCCACCUGAGCGAGCUGGGCCUGGUGAGCAUCCCGGCCCAGUUCACCGUGCCCACCGUCACCCAGAGCUACUCGGCCGACGGACAGCCGCAGAACGAGCGCAUCGAGACCAACGCCGCCCGGCUGGUCACCGAGCUGACCUGGUACGUGGACGCCCUGAAGGCGGCCAGGACCGCCGGUGUGCCCAACUGAGAACGUCACUGGCUUACACGGCCGGCGGGCAGUGGUGGCUGCGGGGCCGUGAAAAACAGGAACAUGAGCAGUAUUCUGUCACGGGUGGUCCGCUUUCUGUCCUAUUUGAAACUCGUGGUCUUACUGGAUGUUUAUGGUGUGCGUAAUUUUCGGAAGUUGAAUAGGAAUAUACUUGUAACGUCUUUCAUUCAUAGUACUUGUUUCAUGCCUUCACAUCAUUUCUUGAGUUAAGGCCAGGAUUGCAGAAAUACAGGGAUGAGCAGGUUAGAAGUGUCAGAAGUGACAUGUUUCAUAGCUUGUCACGUUAUUAACACGAAUGAAUGACAUGGAUAAUUCAGCGCCUUGUCCGGUAGGUGUGCGUUUUUAUUUCCUACACAGUCUUGACAAGCGUGAAUACCGAAUACCAAGAUCGACUUUUUGAAGGAUGUCACAUUUUUCCUUUGUGAUAUUAAACGGCUAUAAUACUCAAUACAAACGUCGAUAUAA